Triticum aestivum (bread wheat) is the source of this 2063-nucleotide messenger RNA. RefSeq lists its product as uncharacterized. The record is from RefSeq and is a predicted model, not a curated record. NCBI's taxonomy places the organism in Eukaryota, Viridiplantae, Streptophyta, Magnoliopsida, Poales, Poaceae.
GGCCAUGGUUCUCAAGCGCCGCCGGAGCGAGCGUGCCCACGCCGAUCGCCCCUACAGAUGCGACAGCUCGAAGCGCAUCUCCCGCAACAAAUCGGCGGCGCUGGAGGCCAUCAACGGGUUCUACGCGGCGGCGCUGGACAGGCUGCCGCUGGACGAGAUGCCGGCGCUGGCCCCGCGCCUCCUCAGGGCCGGUCUCUGCGUCGGCUUCGCCGACCCCGUCUCCAACAUCAUCGUCAACACCGUCUCCUCCUACGGCCGCCGCAAGCCCGCGGCCGCGGCGACGUCCACGCCCGACGACGGCGAGAAGGAGAAGAAGAAGGCGAGGAGGGGGCGACGGAAGGCGCUCUCCCGGGCGGUCUCCGGCACCGGGAAGGCCAAGCGCUGGCCGCCUCCCCGCCGCCUCCUCCGCGGCAUGCCCAUCGCCGAGCGGUCGCUCAGGGCGCUCGUCGCGUUCCUCACCUGCUACUUCCCCCGCCUCCCCGCCUGCGAGGCGCUCGAGUAUCUCUGCCUGGCCAGUGCGGCUCGUGGAGGAGGACCGCAACUCCAGCGGCAGCUUCAGCCUCGCGUCCCGGACCACCAAGACGGCCCUCAAGUGCGCCGCCUUGGCUGCCUGCCACCCCAUGCCCAGGGCCCUCGUCAACAGGUCCUACUCGCUCGCCUCUCGGAUGGAGCAAUUGUCCCAGCUCCUGGCGACCGAAGGCGGCUGCCUCUCCUGCAACGCCAUCGAGAGCAUCCACACAUUGCUGAUCAAGCCCCGGCGGAAGCUUGGAGCCCUCGCCGGAGUAACACCACCGCAGUUUCAUCUGGAGCUGAACAGGCCGCCGCCGUUCGUUCCUACAAAAUCUCUGCGAAGCACCCUGCUCCAGAAGAUCUACGGAUUCUACCUCAAGGGACUCGCGUUGCUGCCGACGGACGGCCUGCGUACGCACCACCACCGGUGCCUCCUCAAGGCUGGCCACUGCUACGGGCCAUCGACGGACCCCGUCUCCAACAUUGUGCUCAACACGCUCUGGUACAACGCGACCUUCCCGCCGGCAGGAGGGCUCUCUCCGGCCACCAUGAUCUGCUCACGCAGCCUUGUUCUCGUCGCAUACCGCUCCCUUCGUGGCCUCGUUGCUUACAUCCGCGCUUACUUUGGCAUGAUGUCUGAACACCAGGCCAUGCAUUGUCUGCUCUUCACCGAGGUCAAUCUUUGGGGAGCAAUGAAAUUGGCAAGGCAACAAGGACACACUGAGGGAACUAUGUUGAGGCAGUACAGCGCCUACAAGGCUGCGGCCACCGCAGCACAGCACCCAGAUCCUGAUGCCGUUGUGGAAUUUUUCAUGUCAACCUUUCCCAUGAUGCCUCUACCCAAGGAGGAGAACGAGGCAUUGGAUGUGGAACGCAUCCAGCAGUUGCUGUCUGAGUACUGUUCAACUCCCAGUGAUUCAGCUCACAGUGCAUUCUGAGAGAUUUCCACGAAGAGGAACGUUUUGUCUGUACGAAGGUCGGUGCCAUGCUGAAGAGAUACACACAGCGAACUGGGGGACCUGAAUAUGAGCUUCAUGUUAUCUGUGGCUUGAACUCAAACGUAGGCAAAGCUUUUGUUUGGGGCCUCCAUUAUGGCCCCUUGCUUUCUUGGCGCCCAAAGAAAACUCAGCAUUCUCACAUCAACUUUUUGGCAAGGCCGAGAGAUUUGCAUUCUUCUGACACGGUUCCUAUACUGUUCUUUGCUGAGUGCUCCAAUGAUGAAGAUGCCGUCGAUGAACCGUCAUGUUGGCCGGUCACGGGACAUCCUGGCCGUUGUUAUUACUGUGAGAAAGAAGGUGCAAAGAUUGUACAUCCUGAUCUAGAGAAGUAUAUUGGGCGUGACCCGACUUUGAGCGCAUGGCUUGCGGUGACAGCAGUAGCACGACGACUGAAGAUUCUAUCAGUGAUGGCAAGUUUAUAAUUGAUUCUUCUGUAGAAGUAUGUGAGGAGGAUUGCAUCUAUUUCGAUGCCGAUAGGGACGCCAAGUGCGCAGAGUUCUUGAAUUCCCGUGGUAGGACUAUGCAGGGUCCCAGACUCGUUUAGCAUAACUUUCA